AUGGCACCAUAUAUUGAAGAAGAGAGGGAAGGCAGCAAUACCAACGUGAGCGAUGGCGUUCCAUACAUUGAUAACCCAGAGCUUGAUGGCAACGGUACGGAACCUAUUGCCAUCAUUGGUUUCUCUUUCAAAUUCCCAGACGAUGGCGACACUCCAGAGGGUUUCUGGAAUAUGCUGCUAGAACAAAGAUAUGCAGCACGGGAGUUCCCGGCCGAUCGAGUUAAUGUGAAUGGCCAUUACCGCAAAGAAAACAGGCACAACACGAUACCGAUGCGGGGCGGAAAUUUCCUCAAAGAUAGCAUCGCAGCCUUCGAUGCAGAUUUUUUCAACAUUUCCCCGGCAGAAGCAAACGCACUGGAUCCUAUGCAACAAAGACUACUCGAAGUUUCUUACCAUGCUUUCGAAAAUGCAGGAAUUCCUGCUGAAAGUGUCGCAUACUCAGAAACCUCCGUCUAUACUGGAUGUUUCACGCACGACUACUUGCUGCAGACGAUCAAAGACACUGAUGAUCUACCCACAUACGGGGCUUAUGGCAUGGGUGCAGCAAUGCUAGCGAACAGGAUUUCACAUUUCUACAAUCUAAUGGGACCUAGUAUCGCCGUCGAUUCGGCCUGCUCGAGCAGUGCUAUGGCGCUAGAUUUUGCCGUGCAGUCUUUGAGAACCCGAUCAUCCUCUAUGAGCUUAGUAGCAGGCUCCAACCUUCUUUUUGGGCCUGAGACGUUUGCAAUGCUUUCCAACCUCAACAUGCUCUCAAAGGACAGCCGGUCUUAUUCCUUCGAUUCUCGCGCCAAUGGUUACUCCCGCGGUGAAGGUAUUGCGGUGAUGCUUGUGAAGCGAUUAGACGACGCGAUACGCGAUGGCAAUACAAUACGUGCUGUCAUACGGGCGACCGGUGCCAAUGAGGAUGGGAAAACACCAGGAAUAACUCAACCAAGUCAAGACGCGCAACAGCUCUUGAUAAAGCAGACCUACGAAAAGGCAGGACUUUCAAGAAGUUUGACUCGAUACUGCGAAGCUCAUGGAACUGGAACUCCACUCGGAGAUCCUUUAGAGUCGGGCGCGAUUGGAAACUGUUUCCGCGAUUACAGGAGUGAUACAGAGCCGAUGUAUAUUGGCUCAGUCAAGUCCAACAUCGGCCACACAGAAGGUGCAAGCGGCUUGGCCGGAGUCAUAAAGGCUGUUUUUGCUCUUGAGAACGGAAUUAUCCCCCCAAAUGCCGAUUUUAGGGAGAUUAAUCCUCGGAUCGACACCGACUAUCUACGUAUCAAAAUACCUACCGAACCUACGCCUUGGCCAACAGAAGGUCUCCGAAGGGCAUCGGUAAACAGCUUUGGGUAUGGCGGAGCCAAUUGUCAUAUUGUGCUCGAUGACGCCUAUAACUUUCUACGAUUAAGAGGCAUAGUCGGAAAGCACAAAACCGCUAUAUGUCCACCAGGGGCUGAGUCACCAAUAAAUGACUUGAGCGAGGAGGAUGUUUCGAUUGUGGAGAAUCCACCGAAGCUCAUUGUAAUUUCAGCAAGCGAUGCAGGAGGUGCCCAGCGUCUUACGAACUCAUAUGGUCCUUACCUCAUGAAAAAGUUCUUCGAUGGCACUGCGGACACCGAAUUCUUCAACUCCUUGGUAUAUACACUGGAUAGCCACCGAAGUCGAUUGUCUUACCGAACUAGCAUCAUUGCUCAAUCAAUCGAAGAUCUCAUGGAAAUUGGAUCUGAGUUGCCUCCAUCCAGAAGGGCUCGAUCAACGUCCCUCCAACUAGGGUUUGUGUUCACUGGACAAGGCGCUCAGUGGCACGCCAUGGGAAGGGAGCUUCUAGCAUAUCCCAUCUACAGGAAGUCAAUCGAAGAGGCUAGCGCUCACCUUAAUGCCAUGGGAUGUCCAUGGUCUGCAAUGGAUGAGUUAAGACGAAGCAAAGAGGAAUCCAAGAUCGAUGACCCGGAAUACAGCCAAACACUAUGUACAGUGGUUCAGGUCGCUCUCGUGGAUCUAUUGAACACGGUAAACAUCAAGCCUUCCGCCGUUGUUGGUCACUCUUCGGGGGAGAUUGGCGCCGCUUACGCUGGGCGAUACAUUUCCAAGCAAAAUGCGUGGAAGAUUGCAUAUCAGCGAGGUGUGGUAGCUGCCAAGCUGACUCGAUCCACUGAACACGGGUCAGGCGCUAUGAUGGCGGUCGGCCUUUCCAACGAAGAUGUACAGCCGCAUCUCAAUGGGGUUCUUGAAAAGUGCAAAGCUGAAAUUGGCUUGAGAGUUGCUUGUGUGAACAGUCCUACGAGCACCACUAUUGCUGGCGACGAACACCUGAUCGAUGCUCUUCUUUCCCAUCUCAAUGAUCAAGACACUGGGAUUUUUGCCCGCAAGCUGAGGGUACAAGUUGCCUACCACUCCCCACAAAUGCAAGCGGUUUCGAACGAGUAUCUCGAAAGCUUGGGGUCCCUCUUGAAGAAUGCCCCGACAGCCGAUACCGUCCCAAUGAUCUCAAGUGUGACCGGCAAACUCGUCGAAGAGAAGGAGGUGUGCAACGCCGAAUAUUGGGUUGCGAACAUGGUCUCUCCAGUACUUUUUAGCCCUGCAGUCAUGGAAAUGUGUAGCAGUAAAGGGUUCGUUGACUUUUUGGUCGAACUAGGCCCACACUCUGCUUUGGAAGGCCCACUUCGAGAAAUCCUAAAGAGCAAGGGCAUGAAACCAGACGUCGGAUACAACUCCAUUCUCAAGCGGAAUAAGCCCGCUGACAUGACCCUUCUACACGCCGUAGGAAAUCUCUGGUGCGAUAAUUAUGAUGUCGAUAUCCGCCGGAUCAAUGAGCUUGAAGCAGAGCAACCAGUGUCACGCGAUAUGCUGAUAGAUCUACCCGCCUAUGAGUUUGAUCAUUCGCACAAAUACUGGCACGAAAGUCGUCUUAGCAAGACGUACCGACUUCGAAACCAUCUUCCACACGAUUAUCUCGGCACUCGUUGUGUAGACUGGAGCCCACUCGAUGCACGCUGGCGGCUACUGCUUCGCGUGAGAGACCUUCCCUGGAUCGCGGAUCAUAUCGUCGACAAUCGCAAAAUUUAUCCAGGAACAGGCAUGCUGGUCAUGGCUAUAGAAGCUGCAAAGGAGCUCGCCGAUCGUCAGCGCAAAGUUCUGGGCUUUGCGAUACGCGACGUCGAUUUAUCGAGCGCUAUGGAACUUGAAGGCGCAACCGAAGUCCUGGAAGUCAUUACAAGUUUGAAACCCCGGGAUCGUGCCGGCCGAGAUGCGUCUGUGUAUGACUUCGACAUCAUCUCGAACACGAACCCUGAUUGGGUGAGAAACGUCAAAGGCUCAAUUGAGAUAGAGUACGAAGAAGAAGAAAAAUGGAAUGCCAUUCAGAGAAACAGAUUCGUGGAAGCUCUCACAUUACGACAUCAAAAAGAUAGGGAAGAAUGUACGGAGGCUGUCGACGAAGCACACAUGUACAAGAAGCUCAAAGAGUGGGGUCUCGAUUAUGGUCCGUCCUUCCAAAGGGCAAGAGAGCAGUUUGUGAGCAAGGAUGCGGCUGUCGCAGAUAUUCUGACCCUGAAGGACGAGCAAUACGAGCCGCAACCUCACAUUGUGCACCCCGCUACUCUGGAUGCCAUCGGUCAUUUGUGUUUCACUGCGUACAGUGCUGGCGGGACGAAAGCAAUAGCAACAGCCAUGCCAUCGACUAUCGAGUAUGCAUGGAUCUCUGCUCAUGGACUCUCCGCGCCUAAUGCAAAGUCAGUGCAUACAUGUUCUAAAAUCGUCAAACAUACACCACGUGGGUUUCAGGCAGAAGUUACUGGCGUCUCUCCGAGCGACGCAAACGAGCUAUGUGUAUACAUGAAGGGCUGUACAAUGGCGUUUAUCUCCGAAGUUCGAAAAGACGCCAGCCAAGUCGAGCUACCUAAUUCAGCGCAGCAAUGGUUCAACAUAUUGCGCAAGGUUGACUUGUCCAUGCUUAGCUGGGCAGAGAUUGAACAGUACUUGCUUCAACACUGUGGUGAAUCAGCAAAACCGCUUGAUCUUGCUUGCAAAUAUAUUGAGCUCGCGGCACAUCAAAAUCCAGGGUUACACGUCCUUCAAGUUGGUGCAAACACUGAGGAUCAGACACAACACAUAUUCGACUCUGCUUUAGAUCAAGAGGGGUCUGGUGUUUUGUCUUGUGCAAGCUAUGACUUUUUGGAAGGGAACGAACAGACCCUCACAAAUAUUAAAGCUUCGUUCGCCAGGUAUGGGAACAAGCUAAGCUUUUACAAUUCGUCUUCGGCGGAGAAGUCGAAGCAGUAUGAAAUUGUAGUUGCUCUUGACAUCGGCCAGGCCCAGGAAGAGAUCGAUGCAGUCAAAAAUAGCCUAAAGUUUGAUGGAAAACUUGUCGUAAGAAGCUCCGUUCAGGAAACCAAUGUGCUUUCCGGAUUGCUUUCCCAGCAUGGAUUCUCAGGCCCAACCCUCACAUUCAAGUCUCAUGUCGAUAUUGAAAAUGACAUCAUGAUUUACACGUUAGCCGCGCAGCAUUGCUUCGCCCCGAGGGACAGUCAGCGGCGAGUAGUUUUUGUGGGGGAUUUCACGAAUGAGAACCAUACGUCUUUGGUGAACGAGGUUUCAAGUCAGCUUGUGGAAAAUAAGCAAUACGAAAUUAUCCGAAAGAGUUUCGUGGAAGCAUCCAAAGACACAGAAAUCAAGGAUAGCUUCAUGAUUCUGCUUUCAGAUCCUGGGCACUUAUGCAUGGAGUCAAUGACCGAAGACUCAUUCUCAGCAUUACAGAAUAUCGUAUCAGCCAGCACAAAAUUGCUUUGGAUUUCCGACAAGGGUGCCGAGAAACUCAUCGGCGGUUCUCCUGUCUCCACGAUUAUGGAAGGUGCCGCGCGAACACUUCGCAUGGAGAACAGUAGCUUGCACAUGGUGCUCUUGACAUUGGAGUCGUUUGGAGAGAAAAGUGCGCGCCAUGUCCUGCCUGUGUUGGAAAGCAUGGCAUCUCGCCCAACUGGAUCCAACUACGAGCAGGACUACUUUGAAAUUGACGGGAGACUAUACACUGACCGCCUCAUCAAUUCCAAUCACCUGAAAGAGGCUGCUAAUGCAAGACUUGAGUCACAAUACACCGAAACAGUGAAGGUUGCCGACCACGACUUCAAGUUGGAGAUUUCGCAAUUUGCAAAGCUUGAUACUCUACAUUAUGUCGAGAACUCUGCUGAAAAACAACAGCUGCAGAAAGACGAAGUUGAUGUUCGGGUCAGCGCGAUUGCCAUCGACUCGCGAGAUUAUAAGAAGGCAAUGGGCAAGGGCAAAAACAAACAUCCCCGCUACAGCAAUAUGUGUGCAGGUGUAGUUACCGACACUAAUCACAACGGACGUUUCAAUGUUGGCGAUCGGGUUCUCGUCAUGGGAAAAAAUUGCUUCAAAUCACAAGUGCGAACGCUCGACUCGCAUAUAUUCAGGUUGCCCAACACGAUCGACCCCACGCAAGCAUGCGAAAGGAUACCCGCACUGAUGGCCAUGCAUUACGCGCUCACUGAACUUGGACGCUGGCGUCAAGGUGAUUCAGUGCUCCUAUAUUCUUGCACAGGAAUUCUGGGAGAGGCUGCUAUUCAGGUCUGCCAACAAAUAGGAGCAAAAGUAUGUGCUACAGUUCACAGCGGUGAACAAAGCAACAAGCUUUACGAAAAAUACCAGGUUCCUAAAACUUCAAUCUAUUCACAUCAAACUUUUGGUAUUGGGUACCGUCCAGGGUUCGGAGGAGCUGAUGUUAUUAUCUGCCUAGACUCACCUGAAGACCACCUGGACUGGAAGUUCGCGAACAAAUUUGCCCGCGUUGUCCAAGUACCGUCUGUCUCUGCUCUAUCUUCCGGACCUCCAGCACUACAACUUCCCGCCAACAUCACAUUUAGCUUCCUAAAUUUCCGACAAGUUGUAACAGAACGACCGCAUUUAUUGCGCAACUCCUUCAGUUCUGCUAUCGAGUUUAUUUCAAACUAUCCCGACAGAAACCCAGUUGCCAAAUUCUCAGUUUCUCGUGUUGUCGAGGCCUUCCAGCAUGUUAGCGACGGAAAGAACCACGCAGUGAUCAACCUCAAACCGGGAGAUGAAAUCACAUUAACGAGAAACACGAAGAGUAAGCUCCAUCUCGAUCCCAAUGCCACCUAUGUGAUAUCUGGAGGGACCGGAGGCAUCGGCCGAAGCAUGACCCGAUGGUGUGCUGAAAGAGGAGCCCGCAAUCUGAUCCUUCUUUCACGAUCUGGCGCGAAGUCGGAAGUAGCUCAAGAACUCGUCUCAUCAUUAACAGCUCAAGGUGUCAAUGUGGAAGCUCCAGCUUGUGAUACAGCUAAUGAAGGAACUUUACGUGCGGUGCUUGACGACUGUCUACUUCGCAUGCCACCUAUCAAAGGGUGCAUGCAAGCCAGUGGAGCAUACAAGGAUCUCACAUUUGACCGGUAUGAUCUAGAAGGCUGGAACACCGCCAUCAAAUCCAAAGCGACCUCGUCUUGGAAUUUACACAAGCUUCUUCCCGCCGGAAUGGAUUUCUUCAUCAUGCUCUCGUCAGUCAGUCCAAUUCUUGGAGCUAUAUCGAUGUCCAGUUAUGCAGGCGCCAAUUCCUACCAAGACGGACUUGCACGCUAUCGCAUUGAGAUGGGAGAGAAAGCCACUGCGUUUAACCCCGGUAUCCUGCACGAUAUAGGAUUUGUCACUGAGUUCACCGAUGCGCAGCGAGAUCGAUUGGAUCGUGUGGGCUACUUCAUACCUACUUGGGAGGCAGAAAUCAAUGCUUUGUUGGAUAUUUUCUGCAAUCCAGAAAGCCCAAUGACGAGUGUUUCUCAGCAGCGCCCCAUCGUCGGCAUGAACACAGUCGCGCAGAUGGAAGCAAACGGCUCCGAAGUUCCGUUCGAAUUCAGGCAGCCGCUCUGGCAGCAUACGCUAUAUACACCUGCCAUCAACACAGAUGAAUCAUCAGCGAACAAUCAAACUGAUGAUGUAAAGACUGGAAUCGUAAAUGCGGAGUCACUGGACCAAGCAGCGGUGAUUGCGACUAGCGCGCUGCGGAAGCACUUGGCUGUAUUACUGUCGACACAGGAGGAAAGAGUUCAGGACGGAACGACUGUUGACUCUUUGAUUGCGAUCGAGCUUCGGAACUGGAUAGGCAAGACUUUUAGCGCUGACGUACCUGUUUUUGAGAUUGUCAGUGCUUCCACAUGGGGCGCGCUCGGGACCUCGAUUGCGGAGCAAGUGAGAGAAACAUCAUAG
This is a messenger RNA of Periconia digitata, 7215 nucleotides long. NCBI's taxonomy places the organism in Eukaryota, Fungi, Ascomycota, Dothideomycetes, Pleosporales, Periconiaceae. The record is from the annotation of a GenBank genome assembly.